UUAUACAGGUAAAUCCCCAAGUGAAAAUAAUAAAGACGUUAAUAAAGCUUUGGAAUCUUACAAAGGUUUUCUCCCAGAAGAAACAAAGGUUGCAACUGUUACAACAUCACCAAGUGAAACAAAUGUUGCAGCUGUUACAACAUCACCAAGUGAAACAAAUGUUGAAGCUGUUACAACAUCACCAAGUGGAGAAAAUCAAACAAAAGAAACAAGUCAAACUAGUGACUCAACUCAUCAGGCAACCGAAAAAGGAAACCAAGAAUCUACAGCAUUAACACAAGCACAAAAUUAUGAUGAAGAAGAUGAUGUAAUCAUAGUACCUAUAUUUGGAGAAUCAGAAGAUAAUUCUGAUGAUUUAGAUCAAAUAGUAACAGGAGAAGCAGUAACUCCUGUAGCUGAUAACAUACUUUCUAAAAUUCAAAAUGAAUAUGACGUUUUAUAUUUAAAACCUUUAGCUGGAGUUUAUAGAAGUUUAAGAAAACAAUUAGAAAAUAAUGUUAUGACAUUUAAUGUUAAUGUUAAGGAUAUUCUAAAUUCACGAUUUAAUAAACGUCAAAAUUUCAAAAAUGUCUUAGAAUCAGAUUUAAUAGCAUAUAAAGAUGUAUCUUCAAGUAAUUAUGUUAUCAAAGAUCCAUAUAAAUUCCUUAAUCCAGAAAAAAGAGAGAAACUCUUAAGCAGUUAUGAAUAUCUUAAAGAAUCAGUAGAUAAGGAUAUAAAAUUUGCUAAUGAUGUUGUUGGAUAUUAUAAAAUAUUAUCAGAGAAAUAUAAAUCAGAUUUAGAUGGAAUGAAAAAAUUUAUUGAAGAAAAAGAAAAAGAAGUAACUAAAAAAACCGAAAACGAAAAAUUCCUUCCCUUUUUAAACAAUAUUGAGACUUUAUAUAAAACAUUAAAAGAUAAAAUCGAUGUAUAUGUAAUUCAUUUAAAUGCAAAAGUUGUAAAUUAUAAUUAUGAGAAGAAAGAUUUAGAACUUCACAUAAAAAAACUUCAAGAUCUUAAGAACAUUCAGGAAAAAUUGGACGAAUUUAAGAAGAAACAUAAAUUAGAAGGAUUAAAUGAAUUAUCAACAGAUGCAAAGAAAAAAGAAAUGCUUGAUAAAUUAAUUAAAACAGGAUUAGUUGAUGAAAAUCUUGCUAAUAAAGUAUUGUCAAAAUUAAUUGAAGGAAACUUUCAAGAUAUGUUUAAUAUUUCACAACAUCAAUGUUUAAAAACACAAUGUCCAGAAAAUUCUGGAUGUUUCAGACAUUUAGAUGAAACAGAAGAAUGUAGAUGUUUCUUGAAUUUCAAACAAGAAAAUAACAAAUGUGUUCCUAAUCCAAAUGCUACCUGUAGUGUAGAAAAUGGUGGAUGUGAUAGAGAUGCCACAUGUACUGAAGAAGGUUCAGAUGACAACGGAAAGAAAAUUACAUGUGAAUGUACUAAACCUAAUUCUUAUCCACUCUUCGGUGGUAUUUUCUGCAGUUCCUCUAACUUCUUAGGAAUAUCAUUCUUAUUAAUACUCAUGUUAAUAUUAUACAGUUUCAUUUAA
Plasmodium gaboni is the source of this 1525-nucleotide messenger RNA. RefSeq names its product merozoite surface protein 1. Lineage: Eukaryota; Apicomplexa; Aconoidasida; Haemosporida; Plasmodiidae. Gene Ontology annotation, cellular component: membrane. The record is from RefSeq and is a predicted model, not a curated record. The annotation marks the transcript as partial. The transcript has a single exon.